This is a messenger RNA of Radiomyces spectabilis, 2413 nucleotides long. Its product is annotated as P-loop containing nucleoside triphosphate hydrolase protein. Gene Ontology annotation, molecular function: ATP binding; ATP hydrolysis activity. Lineage: Eukaryota; Fungi; Mucoromycota; Mucoromycetes; Mucorales; Radiomycetaceae. The record is from RefSeq and is a predicted model, not a curated record. Bases 20 to 2209 code for a protein of 729 amino acids. The transcript is spliced from 14 exons.
AUUUCUUCUUGUUGCAUCAAUGAAACUGAUUAGCACAUGUUUUGACAAACCAGCUAUUGCAAAAGUAUCUCAUGAACGUUUCAAAGCUUUGAAAGUGUCGUUGAACGACUGGGUUCGCAUUCAGGAUGCGUAUCAGAUCAACUUUUGUCGUCUUCAACCUGCUGUAAUGAGCAACGAGUACUUGCUUUGCGAUUGUCUCAUUACAAAGUCCUCAUCGGAACCAUCCGCAGAAACCACCAUCACACCUGUUGACUCGUAUCGAGCUGCUCUUCGCGUGACAAUAGACGUCGAGGUCCAGGAUACCACUGUGAAGCAGUUGCGCGAUCUCGGCUUCAUAUACAAUCAAGGCACCACACUCCAGAAACUUGACUGCGUCAGGAACAUCUUAGACGGUUUACUUGUGGAAGCACAAAGCAUUGUUCACAACGAGUUAAAGUCAUCGACAUUGAAACUUACAGUUGUUUCUGUUUACCCCGAUAAUGGACCAGUGGUGAUAACACGCGGUACCCGAAUCAUACUUACUGAUUCAGCCGAUACCGGGAAAGAAUCAUCUGUCAACGAUUUGGUGAAAAGUUUAGGCUCGCUUAAUCUCGCUAAAACCGGCAGUGAGCAAUCGCAGAAACCUACGGGAUUGGAGAAGGCUUACGAGAGCCUGUUUGAGAUGGUGAGCUACCCGCUUCUAUAUAAGGAUUGGAUCGAUAGUCUUGGUAUCGAAUGCCCUAAAGGCAUCUUGCUUUAUGGGCCCCCUGGUGUUGGCAAGACUUUCCUUGUUUCCUCCAUAGCCAAGGCCUGCCAUGCAAAAAUGUUCGUCAUCCAAGGCGCCGAGGUUUACGGACCCUAUCUUGGUGAGAGUGAAGAAAAGCUGCGAGCGAAAUUUAAAGAAGCUCAAGAGUGGGGAGUCAAUCAGAAUGAGCCAGUCAUUCUGUUUAUUGAUGAAAUCGAUGCAUUGACGCCUCAUCGAAAUCAAGCACAAUCUCAUGAAAACAGAGUGGUUGCGCAGCUGUUGACGUUGAUGGAUGGUAUUCAUUCUCGUGGACGACUUAUCGUUGUAGCGGCUACCAAUCGUCCCAACAGUGUAGAUCCAGCUCUUCGACGACCAGGACGAUUUGACCGUGAGAUAUCGUUGGACGCUCCGGAUGUAUCUGCCCGGCGAUCGCUCUUUAGCACGCAGUUAAAGAAGAUGCCAACGGAUGAUUCAAUUGAUCUCGAUGCCCUGGCCGCAAUGACCAAUGGCUAUGUUGCUGCGGAUAUCGCCUCUUUAUGUAGAGAAGCUGCCACACAUGCUGUGCAGCGAACCAAAGUUCAUUAUACCAGCGAAGUAUUUGUUUGUAUGGCGGAUUUCAAGGCAUCCUUUUCAAUUGUGGGCCCGUCUUUACAAAGAGGGUUCCAGGUACAAGUAGAAAAGACCACUUGGAAUGAUAUAGGAGGACUGGAAGACGUAAAAAAGAGAUUGAAGCAAGCUGUAGAGUGGCCUAUUCUCCACAAAGCGUCUUUCUUACGUUUGGGGCUUAAACCCCCUCGCGGAAUCUUGUUGUAUGGACCUCCAGGUUGCAGCAAGACAACUCUGGUGAAGGUGAUUGCCUCGUCGUCGGGAGCGGCUUUCUUGUCCAUCAAUGGAGCGCAGCUUUAUUCACCUUAUGUGGGUGAUUCAGAAGCAGUUGUUCGUGCGACAUUCCAGAAAGCGCGCUCGUCAGCCCCGGCCAUCAUUUUUCUUGAUGAAACUGAAGCUAUUGUUGGCAAACGCAAUAUGGGUUCCGGAGGAUCGAGCGGUGAUAGUGUGCAGGAGCGCGUCUUGUCCACUUUAUUGAACGAAAUGGAUGGUGUAGAGACAGCCGAGUCGGUCCUAGUGGUGGGUGCUACCAACAGACCUGACAUGCUCGACGCGGCGUUAUUACGGCCAGGACGAUUUGAUCAACUUGUGUACGUUCCACCACCUGAUUUUGAAGCACGGUGCGAGAUUUUACGAAUCCAUACGCGGCAUAUGCCCCUCGCUGAUGAUGUUGAUUUGCAAGUCAUUGCACAAAUGACUGAUUUAUACACUGGUGCGGAUCUUUGUAAUGUUUGCCGAGAGGCGGCUAUGAUUGCUUUGCGCUCGCUACAAACCGCUACCAAUGUGAAUAUGUCUCAUUUUGAAGAAUCCCUUGCGACGAUUCCCCCGUCUAUUUCUGCAGAAGAACUCAAUUCAUAUGAACGUGAUCCUCAUUCAUGAACGGCGAGCGAGAUCCAUACCAGUCCUACUUUGUACAUAACAUAGAUAUCCAGCUUGUCCUUUUUAACCCAUUACAUAUCUGAACAAUUAAAUCUUUGGGAAAUUAGCGAUUUUGUAAAGCACAUGUUCUACACCAAGUUAUCAGGACCUGUUAAUUCUUUUUGCACCUUUUUUUUUUAUCUUCCAACCACGCCUCGCUGCCCA